AUCUCUGCAUUUUUCUUCGGACAUAACCCUCUCUUUCCUCGUAGAAGACACAGAGAGAGAGAGAGAGAGAGAGAGAGAGAGAGAGAGAUGGGUUUGGUAGCGGUGGCGAUUCUCAUAUUGUGUUUCGGAGUCGGAGUGAAAUCAGACGGCUCGGAUCACAAGUACAAGGCCCGAGAUCCGGUCCCACUCUACGCCAACAAGGUGGGGCCCUUUCACAAUCCCAGCGAGACAUAUCGAUAUUUUGAUCUUCCUUUCUGUUCACCAGCUCAUGGGACUGAGAAAAAGGAAGCUCUCGGUGAGGUUUUAAAUGGUGACCGCUUGGUUGAUGCUCCCUACAAACUCAACUUCCGAGAAGACAGAGACUCUGAAGUUGUUUGCAAGAAGAAGCUCUCAAAGGAAGAAGUUGCUCAGUUCCGUAAUGCGGUCACCAAAGACUAUUACUUCCAGAUGUACUAUGAUGAUCUGCCCAUCUGGGGUUUUAUUGGAAAGGUCGAUAAGGAAGGGAAAGCAGAUCAAAGCGAGUACAAGUACUUCCUCUACAAGCAUAUCCAUUUUGAUCUUCUUUACAACAAGGACCGUGUUAUUGAGAUUAAUGUCCGUACGGACCCAAAUGCCUUGGUGGAUCUCACUGAGGACAAGGAAGUCGAUGUAGAAUUCAUGUAUACAGUGAAAUGGAAAGAAACCGAAACGCCAUUUGAGAAACGAAUGGAAAAGUACUCGAAGUCUUCAUCCCUUCCGCAUCACUUGGAGAUUCAUUGGUUCUCAAUAAUAAACUCAUGUGUUACCGUUCUCCUCUUGACUGGGUUUCUUGCCACAAUCCUCAUGCGAGUGCUUAAGAAUGAUUUUGUCAAGUAUGCCCAUGAUGAGGAAGCAGCAGAUGACCAGGAAGAGACUGGAUGGAAGUAUAUUCAUGGCGAUGUCUUCCGGUACCCGAAGCACAAGUCUUUGUUUGCUGCUGCCCUUGGUUCUGGCACUCAGCUGUUUGCUCUUACCGUUUUCAUUUUUCUACUUGCGUUAGUUGGGGUAUUCUACCCUUACAACCGAGGAGCUCUCUUCACUGCACUGGUUGUCAUAUACGCUCUUACAUCUGGUAUCGCGGGCUAUACUGCAACCUCUUUCUACUGUCAGCUUGAAGGAACAAACUGGGUUAAGAAUCUGUUGCUAACGGGGUGCCUUUUCUGCGGGCCUUUGUUCCUGACAUUCUGCUUUCUUAAUACUGUUGCUAUAGUGUAUAGCGCCACCGCAGCCUUGCCAUUCGGCACGAUUGUGGUGAUUGGUCUAAUAUGGACACUUGUAACAUCUCCUUUGCUUGUUUUGGGUGGGAUUGCUGGCAAAAACAGCAAGGCUGAGUUCCAAGCUCCUUGUCGCACCGCUAAAUAUCCUCGAGAGAUUCCACCGUUGCCUUGGUACCGAGGGGCUAUUACGCAGAUGGCAAUGGCUGGGUUCUUGCCAUUCAGUGCUAUCUAUAUUGAACUUUACUACAUAUUUGCCAGCGUGUGGGGCCACAGGAUUUACACCAUAUAUAGCAUUCUCUUCAUAGUCUUCAUCAUUCUCCUUAUUGUCACUGCUUUCAUUACCGUGGCAUUGACGUACUUUCAACUUGCUGCUGAAGACCAUGAAUGGUGGUGGAGGUCUUUCCUUUGUGGAGGAUCAACUGGCUUAUUUAUCUAUGGUUACUGCUUGUACUACUACCAUGCUCGAUCAGACAUGUCGGGCUUCAUGCAAACAUCCUUCUUCUUUGGGUACAUGGCAUGCAUCUGCUACGGAUUCUUCCUCAUGCUUGGAUCUGUGGGUUUCCGUGCCUCUUUACUCUUUGUGCGUCACAUAUACCGGUCGAUCAAGUGUGAGUGAGUAGCCUAUCUACUGGUCUGCUGUCCAAGUCAGGUAUGUUUCUUCCUCAUUGUGAAGCUUUGGUUGCUGAGGGAAAAAAAAAGGGUGCAUGAGUUUGAAGGGGCUGGGUUGGGGGAAUUCCUCUUGAGCUCAGAAGCAGCAGGGUUUGAGCUGAGGCCAUGCUUUCUAGUAAUGGGUGUAGGACUAAACUAUCAAUUGCUGUUUUGGGGGUUGUGUAUGUGGUUGCGAUUCUUGGGGGAGGCAUAUUUGGAAAAUCUUUAGUGUUUUCGGGGACAAGAGGUUGUAUCAAUUCAUUACAUGUACCUGGAGCAACUUGUGGAAGGUAAAAAAGAAAAAGAAAAAGAACAGUUAUCUUUUCAUUA
Molecule: messenger RNA, 2213 nt
Organism: Magnolia sinica
Lineage: Eukaryota; Viridiplantae; Streptophyta; Magnoliopsida; Magnoliales; Magnoliaceae
Product: transmembrane 9 superfamily member 2
Exons: 7
Coding region: 88-1851 (587 amino acids)
Biological process (GO): protein localization to membrane
Cellular component (GO): membrane
Source: RefSeq, a predicted model, not a curated record